This is a messenger RNA of Nomascus leucogenys (northern white-cheeked gibbon), 7886 nucleotides long. Lineage: Eukaryota; Metazoa; Chordata; Mammalia; Primates; Hylobatidae. The record is from RefSeq and is a predicted model, not a curated record.
CGGCGGGGGAGAGAAGCCCUCUGGACAGCUUCUAGAGUGUGCAGGUUCUCGUAUCCCUCGGCCAGGGGUAUCCUCUGCAAACCUCUGCAAACCCAGCGCAACUACGGUCCCCCGGACAGACCCAGGAUGGGGCCAGGACGGACAGGAGCCACGCCGCUGCCGCUGCUGCUGGUGUUAGCGCUCAGUCAAGGCAUUUUAAACUGUUGUUUGGCAUAUAAUGUUGGUCUCCCAGAAGCAAAAAUAUUUUCCGGUCCUUCAAGUGAACAGUUUGGCUAUGCAGUGCAGCAGUUUAUAAAUCCAAAAGGCAACUGGUUACUGGUUGGUUCACCCUGGAGUGGCUUUCCUGAGAACCGAAUGGGAGAUGUGUAUAAAUGUCCUGUUGACCUAUCCACUGCCACAUGUGAAAAACUAAAUUUGCAAACUUCAACAAGCAUUCCAAAUGUUACUGAGAUGAAAACCAACAUGAGCCUCGGCUUGACCCUCACCAGGAACAUGGGAACUGGAGGGUUUCUCACAUGUGGUCCUCUGUGGGCACAGCAAUGUGGGAAUCAGUAUUACACAACGGGUGUGUGUUCUGACAUCAGUCCUGAUUUUCAGCUCUCAGCCAGCUUCUCACCUGCGGCUCAACCCUGCCCUUCGCUCAUAGAUGUUGUGGUUGUGUGUGAUGAAUCAAAUAGUAUUUAUCCUUGGGAUGCAGUGAAGAAUUUUUUGGAAAAAUUUGUACAAGGCCUGGAUGUAGGCCCCACAAAGACACAGGUGGGGUUAAUUCAGUAUGCCAAUAAUCCAAGAGUUGUGUUUAACUUGAACACAUAUAAAACCAAGGAAGAAAUGAUUGUAGCAACAUCCCAGACAUCCCAAUAUGGUGGGGACCUCACAAACACAUUUGGAGCAAUUCAAUAUGCAAGAAAAUAUGCUUAUUCAGCAGCUUCUGGUGGACGACGAAGUGCUACCAAAGUAAUGGUAGUUGUAACUGACGGUGAAUCACAUGAUGGUUCAAUGCUGAAAGCUGUGAUUGAUCAAUGCAACCACGACAAUAUCCUGAGGUUUGGCAUAGCGGUUCUUGGGUACUUAAACAGAAACGCCCUUGAUACUAAAAAUUUAAUAAAAGAAAUAAAAGCAAUCGCUAGUAUUCCAACAGAAAGAUACUUUUUCAAUGUGUCUGAUGAAGCAGCUCUACUAGAAAAGGCUGGGACAUUAGGAGAACAAAUUUUCAGCAUUGAAGGUACUGUUCAAGGAGGAGACAACUUUCAGAUGGAAAUGUCACAAGUGGGAUUCAGCGCGGAUUACUUUUCUCAAAAUGAUAUUCUGAUGCUGGGUGCAGUGGGAGCUUUUGGCUGGAGUGGGACCAUUGUCCAGAAGACAUCUCAUGGCCAUUUGAUCUUUCCUAAACAAGCCUUUGACCAAAUUCUGCAGGACAGAAAUCACAGUUCAUAUUUAGGUUACUCUGUGGCUGCAAUUUCUACUGGAGAAAGCACCCACUUUGUUGCUGGUGCUCCUCGGGCAAAUUAUACCGGCCAGAUAGUGCUAUAUAGUGUGAAUGAGAAUGGCAAUAUCACGGUUAUUCAGGCUCACCGAGGUGACCAGAUUGGCUCCUAUUUCGGUAGUGUGCUGUGUUCAGUUGAUGUGGAUAAAGACACCAUUACAGACGUGCUCUUGGUAGGUGCACCAAUGUACAUGAAUGACCUAAAGAAAGAGGAAGGAAGAGUCUACCUGUUUACCAUCAAAAAGGGCAUUUUGAGUCAGCACCAAUUUCUUGAAGGCCCCGAGGGCAUUGAAAACGCUCGAUUUGGUUCAGCAAUUGCAGCUCUUUCAGACAUCAACAUGGAUGGCUUUAACGAUGUGAUUGUUGGUUCACCACUAGAAAAUCAGAAUUCUGGAGCUGUAUACAUUUACAAUGGUCAUCAGGGCACUAUCCGCACAAAGUAUUCCCAGAAAAUCUUGGGAUCCGAUGGAGCCUUUAGGAGCCAUCUCCAGUACUUUGGGAGGUCCUUGGAUGGCUAUGGAGAUUUAAAUGGGGAUUCCAUCACCGAUGUGUCCAUUGGUGCCUUUGGACAAGUGGUUCAACUCUGGUCACAAAGUAUUGCUGAUGUAGCUAUAGAAGCUUCAUUCACACCAGAAAAAAUCACUUUGCUCAACAAGAAUGCUCAGAUAAUUCUCAAACUCUGCUUCAGUGCAAAGUUCAGACCUACUAAGCAAAACAAUCAAGUGGCCAUUGUAUAUAACAUCACACUUGAUGCAGAUGGAUUUUCAUCCAGAGUAACCUCCAGGGGGUUAUUUAAAGAAAACAAUGAAAGGUGCCUGCAGAAGAAUAUGGUAGUAAAUCAAGCACAGAGUUGCCCCGAGCACAUCAUUUAUAUACAGGAGCCCUCUGAUGUUGUCAACUCUUUGGAUUUGCGUGUGGACAUCAGUCUGGAAAACCCUGGCACUAGCCCUGCCCUUGAAGCCUAUUCUGAGACUGCCAAGGUCUUCAGUAUUCCUUUCCACAAAGACUGUGGUGAGGAUGGACUUUGCAUUUCUGAUCUAGUCCUAGAUGUCCGACAAAUACCAGCUGCUCAAGAACAACCCUUCAUUGUCAGCAACCAAAACAAAAGGUUAACAUUUUCAGUAACGCUGAAAAACAAAAGGGAAAGUGCAUACAACACUGGAAUUGUUGUUGAUUUUUCAGAAAACUUGUUUUUUGCGUCAUUCUCCCUGCCGGUUGAUGGGACAGAAGUAACAUGCCAGGUGGCUGCAUCUCAGAAGUCUGUUGCCUGCGAUGUAGGCUACCCUGCUUUAAAGAGAGAACAACAGGUGACUUUUACUAUUAACUUCGACUUCAAUCUUCAAAACCUUCAGAAUCAGGCGUCUCUCAGUUUCCAAGCCUUAAGUGAAAGCCAAGAAGAAAAUAAGGCUGAUAAUUUGGUCAACCUCAAAAUUCCUCUCCUGUAUGAUGCUGAAAUUCACUUAACAAGAUCUACCAACAUUAAUUUUUAUGAAAUCUCUUCGGAUGGGAAUGUUCCUUCAAUCGUGCACAGUUUUGAAGAUGUUGGUCCAAAAUUCAUCUUCUCCCUGAAGGUAACAACAGGAAGUGUUCCAGUAAGCAUGGCAACUGUAAUCAUCCACAUCCCUCAAUAUACCAAAGAAAAGAACCCACUGAUGUACCUAACUGGGGUGCAAACAGACAAGGCUGGUGACAUCAGUUGUAAUGCAGAUAUCAAUCCACUGAAAAUAGGACAAACAUCUUCUUCUGUAUCUUUCAAAAGUGAAAAUUUCAGGCACACCAAAGAAUUGAACUGCAGAACUGCUUCCUGUAAUAAUGUUACCUGCUGGUUGAAAGACCUUCACAUGAAAGGAGAAUACUUUGUUAAUGUGACUACCAGAAUUUGGAACGGGACUUUUGCAUCAUCAACGUUCCAGACAGUACAGCUAACGGCAGCUGCAGAAAUCAACACCUAUAACCCUGAGAUAUAUGUGAUCGAAGAUAACACUGUUACGAUUCCCCUGAUGAUAAUGAAACCUGAUGAGAAAGCCGAAGUACCAACAGGAGUUAUAAUAGGAAGUAUAAUUGCUGGAAUCCUUUUGCUGUUAGCUCUGGUUGCAAUUUUAUGGAAGCUCGGCUUCUUCAAAAGAAAAUAUGAAAAGAUGACCAAAAAUCCAGAUGAGACUGAUGAGACCACAGAACUCAGUAGCUGAACCAGCAGACCUACCUGCAGUGGGAACUGGCAGCAUCCCAGCCAGGGUUUGCUGUUUGCAUGAAUGGAUUUCUUUUUAAAUCCCAUGUUUUUUUUAUCAUGUCAUAGGUAAACUAACCUGGUAUUUUAAGAGAAAACUGCAGGUCAGUUUGGAAUGAAGAAAUCGGGGGGGGGGGGGGGGAGGUGCGGGGAGGGGGGCAGGUAGGGAUAUAAUGGGAAAAAUACUUAUUUUAUAUGAUGGGGAAAAUAAUCUUUAAACUGGCUGGCCCAGAGUUUACAUUCUAAUGUGCAUUGUAUCAGAAACAGGAAAUGCUUCCAAGCAUGACAACUUUUAAAGAAAAAUAUGAUAUUUUCAGAUUUUAAGGGGGAAAACUGUUCUCUUUAAAAUAUUUGUCUUUAAACAGCAACUACAAAAGUGGAAGUGCCUGAUAUGUAAGUACUUCCACUUGUGUAUAUUUUAAUGACUAUCGUGUUAACAAGAGGGGAAAGCAAAACACAGGUUUUUUCAAUUUAUGCUGCUCAUCCAAAGUUGCCACAGAUGAUACUUCCAAGUGAUAACUUUAUUUAUAAACUAGGUAAAAUUUGUUGUUGGUUUCUUUUAGACCACGGCUGCCCCUUCCACACCCCAUCUUGCUCUAAUGAUCAAAACAUGCUUGAAUAACUGAGCUUAGAGUAUACCUCCUAUAUGUCCAUUUAAGUUAGGAGAGGGGGCGAUAUAGAGACUAAGGCAUAAAAUUUUGUUUAAAACUCAGAAUAUAACAGUUAUGUAAAAUCCCAUCUGCUAGAGGCCCAUCCUGUGCCAGAGGAAGGAAAAGGAGGAAAUUUCCUUUCUCUUUUAGGAGGCACAACAGUUCUCUUUUAGGACUUGUUUGGCUGACUGGCAGUAACCUAGUGAAUUUUUGAAAGAUGAGUAAUUUCUUUGGCAACCUUCCUCCUCCCUUACUGAACCACUCUCCCACCUCCUGGUGGUACCAUUGCUAUAGAAGCCCUCUACAGCCUGACUUUCUCUCCAGCGGCCCAAAGUUAUCCCCUCCUUUACCCCUCAUCCAAAGUUCCCACUCCUUCAGGACAGCUGCUGUGCAUUAGAUAUUAGGGGGGAAGUCAUCUGUUUAAUUUACACACUUGCAUGAAUUACUGUAUAUAAACUCCUUAACUUCAGGGAGCUAUUUUCAUUUAGUGCUAAACAAGUAAGAAAAAUAAGCUCGAGUGAAUUUCUAAAUGUUGGAAUGUUAGGGGAUGUAAACAAUGUAAAGUAAAACAUCUCAGGAUUUCACGAGAAGUUACAGAUGAGGCAUUGGAAGCCACCAAAUUAGCAGGUGCACCUUCUGUGGCUGUCUUGUUUCUGAAGUACUUAAACUUCCCUAAGAGUGAAUUUGACCUAGGCAAGUUUGUUCAAAAGGUAGAUCCUGAGAUGAUUUGGUCAGGUUGGGAUAAGGCCCAGCAAUCUGCAUUUUAACAGGCACCCCAGUCACUAGGAUGCAGAAGGAUCACACUUUGAGAAACACCACCCAUUUCUACUUUUUGCACCUUAUUUUCUCUGUUCCUGAGCCCCCACAUUCUCUAGGAGAAACUUAAGAGGAAAAGGGCACAGACACUACAUAUCUAAAGCUUUGGACAAGUCCUUGACCUCUAUAAACUUCAGAGGCCUCAUUAUAAAAUGGGAAGACUGAGCUGGCGUUCAGCAGUGAUGCUUUUAGUUUUAAAAGUCUAUGAUCUGGACUUCCUAUAAUACAAAUACACAAUCCUCCAAGAAUUUGACUUGGAAAAAAGUGUCAGAGGAAAACAGGUUAUCUGCCCAUAUGCAUAUGGACAACCUUGACUACCCUGGCCUGGCCCCUGUGUUGGCAGUCCAGGGCUAUCUGUACUGUUUACAGAAUUACUUUGUAGUUGACAACACAAAACAAACAAACAAAAAAGGCAUAAAGUGCCAGGGGUUUAUAGAAAAAACAGCAUGGUAUUCUCCAGUUAAGGUAUGCCAGAGUGCAAUUCUUUUAACAGCUGUGAGAAUUUGCUGUUUCAUUCCAACAAAAUUUCAUUUAAAAAAAAAAAAAAAGACUGGAGAAACUAGUCAUUAGCUUGAUAAAGAAUAUUUAACAGCUAGUGGUGCUGAUGUGUACCUGAAGCUCCAGCUACUUGAGAGACUGAGACAGGAAGAUCACUUGAGCCCAGGAGUUCAAGUCCAGCCUAAGCAACAUAGCAAGACCCUGUCUCAAAAAAAUGACUAGUUAAAAAAACAAUGUGGCCAGGCACGGGUGGCUCACACCUGUAAUCCCAACACUUUGGGAGGCUGAGGCCAGUGGAUCACAAGGUCAGGAGUUUGAGACUAGCCUGGCCAACAUGGUGAAACCCCAUCUCUACUAAUAAUACAAAAACUAGCUAGACAUAGUAGCAGGUGCCUGUAAUCCCAGUUACUCGGGAAGCUGAGGCAGGAGAAUCACUUGAACCCAGGUUUCAGUGAGCCGAGAUCGCGCCAUUGCACUCCAGCCUGGGUGACAGGGCAAGACUCUGUCUCAAAAAAAAAAAAAAAAAGUUAGUACUGUACCAUGUAAAUACUAGCUUUUCAAUGUGCUAUACAAAGAAUUAUAGCACAUCCUUCCUUUUACUCUGUCUCACCUUCUUUAGGUGAGUACUUCCUUAAAUAAGUGCUAAACAUACAUAUACGGAACUUGAAAGCUUUGGUUAGCCUUGCCUUAGGUAAUCAGCCUAGUUUACACUGUUUCCGGGGAGUAUUUGAAUUACUAUAAACCAUUAGCCACUUGUCUCUGCACCAUUUAUCACACCAGGGCAGGGUCUCUCAACCUGGGCGCUACUGUCAUUUGGGGCCAGGUGAUUCUUCCUUGCAGGGGCUGUCCUGUACCUUGUAGGACAGCAGCCCUGUCCUAGAAGGUAUGACGUUUAGCAUAUGUUUAGCAGCAUCCCUGGCCUCUAGCUACCCGAUGCCAGAGCAUCCUCCCCCUGCAGUCAUGACAAUCAAAAAAUGUCUCCAGACAUUGUCAAAUGUCUCCUGGGGGGCAGUAUUUCUCAAGCAUUUUUAAGCAAAGGUGAGUAUUCAUACAAGAAAUUUAGGGGGAAAAACAUUGUUUAAAUAAAAGCUGUGUGUUCCUAUUCAACAAUAUCUUUGCUUUAAAAGUAAGGAGAGGGCAUAAAAGAUGUCAUAUUCAAAUUUCCAUUUCAUAAAUGGUAUACAGACAAGGUCUAUAGAAUGUGGUAAAAACUUGACUGCCACACAAGGCUUAUAAAAUAGUAAGAUAGUAAAAUAGCUUAUGAAGAAACUACACAGAUUUAAAAUUGUGCAUGACUCAUUUCAGCAGCAAAAUAAGAACUCCUAACUGAACAGAAAUUUUUCUACCUAGCAAUGUUAUUUUUGUAAAAUAGUUAUCUGUUAAAACUGUGAAGAGUAAAGAAAACUAAAGCCAAUUUAUUAGUCACACAAGUGAUUACACUAAAAUUAUAAAGGUUAUAAUUUUAUAAUGUAUUUACCUGUCCCGAUAUAUAGCUAUAACCCAAUAUAUGAAAAUCUCAAAAAUUAAGACAUCAUCAUACAGAAGGCAGGAUUCCUUAAACUGAGAUCCCUGAUCCAUCCUUAAUAUUUCAAUUUGCACACAUAAAACAAUGAUAUAAACAACUUUGUAGGACUAUACCCUUUUGUGUACAUUCAGGCAUACACAUUUUCAUCAAUUUGAAAGGUUAAUUUAAACCUCUAGAGUUGAAUGAGAAACAUGGGGGAAAAGUGUGAAAUAGGUGAAAAUAUUAACUAUUUCUUUGAACUCUAAAGACUGAAACUGUAGCCAUUAUGUAAAUAAAUUUUCAUAUGUACCUGUUUAUUUUGGCAGAUUAAGUCAAAAUAUGAAUGUAUAUAUUGCAUAACUAUGUUAGAAUUGUAUAUAUUUUAAAGAAAUUGUCUUGGAUAUUUUCCUUUAUACAUAAUAGAUAAGUCUUUUUUCAAAUGUGGUGUUUGAUGUUUUUGAUUAAAUGUGUUUUGCCUCUUUACUUUCCAAAAAAACUGUAAAAAUAAAUGCAUGUUUGUACAAAAAGUUGCAGAAUUCAUUUAUGAGAAAAAUUAAAUUGUAGUAAAAACAUAGUUAGUUUUUCUCAUAUCCAAGUAUAACAAACAGAAAAGUUUCAUUAAUUGUAAGCCACUUUUUUCAUACCGCAUUAUUGAAUAUUGUUACAAUUGUUUUGAAAAUAAAGCUAUUUUCUUUGGGCUUUUACAAG